This is a messenger RNA of Durusdinium trenchii, 2034 nucleotides long. Lineage: Eukaryota; Dinophyceae; Suessiales; Symbiodiniaceae. The record is from the annotation of a GenBank genome assembly.
AUGGUGAAAUCAGCCAAAGAAACCAAGAAGAAAGCUGACGCCAAAGCUUCUCCGAAGCUGAAGCCCAAGGCCUCGCCGAAGGUUGCACCAAAGGCAUCGCCCAAGCUUGCACCGAAAACAUCACCCAAGGAGGCUCCCAAAACGAAGAAGCGAAAGCAGGAGACAGCUGAGGCUGACAAUGAGAUAGAAACCAAGAAAGAGAGAAACGAAAACAAAAAAAUUAAGAAGUCUGAAGGGAGCCUUGGCGUAUGCGCAGUAUCUGAUAUCAAAGAAAUAUCAGAUGCCAGCCAAAAGGCGUUGGCUGGCAAGAGCAUCACCACGUUGUUCGAGAUCCAACAGAAGGCUUUCCAGCCAUGCUUCAGCGGCAAGGACGUUGUUGGUCGAGCCAAGACUGGCUGUGGAAAGACCUUAGCCUUUGUGCUGCCAGUGGUGGAGCGUAUCAGAGCAAACAAGUUCAUCAAGCAAUUCCGCAAGAAGGCACCGCUCUGUGUGACCAUUGCGCCCACAAGGGAGCUUGCCCGUCAGAUCUUCAACGACUUUGAAUUGCUUGGUGCUGCCGGUGGCUUGGUGGUCAAGUGCUUCUAUGGAGGUACGCCCUUUGGUUCUCAAUGUGAAGAUCUCCGGAAUGGUGUGCAUGUGUUGGUUUGCACUCCUGGGCGUUUGCUAGACCAUGUACGCCGGCAAAGUGCUGACCUAUCAGCAUGCAAGACGCUGGUUUUGGAUGAGGCAGACGAGAUGUUGUCAAUGGGAUUCCAAGAAGACAUCGAAGCAGUGAUGGAUGAGCUGCCAAAAGAAGGUUGUCAGAAGCUGUUGUUCUCCGCGACUUUGCCCAAAUGGGUGAAUGCCAUUGUAGAGAAGCACUUGAAGUCACCGGUUUGGAUUGAUGUAGCACAAGAUCCUGAUGGCAAUAAGACCAGCAAUCUCAUCACACAUCAGUGUGUUGCAUGCCCUAUCAGCAUGCGGGGUGAUUGUAUCGGCGACCUGUGCAAGAUACAUGCAGGCGCAUUUGGUAAAACCAUUGUCUUUGUGAAUACGAAGAAGGAUUGUGACGAACUUGCCGGCAAUGAGAAGCUGAAGGCCAUAGGAGCUGGCGUUUUGCAUGGGGACAUCCCCCAGCAGACACGUGACCGAACGAUGGAGCACUUCCGAUCUGGGAAGAUCCGUUGCUUGGUGGCCACGGAUGUGGCAGCGCGUGGCAUUGAUGUGCCAGCCGUAGAUUUGGUGGUCCAGACUCGUCCACCGCAAGACCUGGAAGCUUAUGUGCACCGUUCAGGUCGCACAGGCCGUGCGGGGCGCAAAGGAACCUCCAUUUGCUUUUAUUCCAGAUCUGACGAAUAUUUGCUUCGCCUCAUUGAGCACAAGAAGGGCAUCAAGAUGCGGCGUGUAGGCCCUCCACAGCCGAAAGAUGUUGUAGGAGCUGCAGCAGAUGAUGCAGUGAGACAACUUGAUACAGUGCAUGAAGCCAGUGUCGAAGCCUUCACCGCCAAGGCGAAGGAAGUGAUCGAAGAACGUGGUGCCGAAGCAGCGCUUGCAGCUGCCAUGGCUGCCUUGACUGGGCAUUUCCGUGAGCUUAAGGGACGGUCCAUGCUUUCAGCCUGGGAAGGCUGUACUGCUCUGAUUUUGGAGUCUGAACGUGCCAUUGAAACUUCCUCAAAAGGCUGGUAUUUGCUGCGGCAAAUGCUUCCAUGGGAAAUCGUGGAGGAGUGUCGGGGCUGCAAACGUUGCAAGGAUGAACAUCGGUGCAUUUUUGAUGCACCAGAUCACUUGGUCAAGAAGAUUCUGGAGGUCGAGCUGUGGCGUGGAAACAAGAUCAGCGUCGCAGAGGAGCUACCCGAGCUCGAGGAAGAGGAGACAGACAUCCAUGAGGCUUCUCAGCGGUUGAAGGAGACCAAGCAGCGAAUGUAUGAGCGAAGAAAAGGUGGCGGUAAAGGUGAGAAGGGCAAGGGCGAGAGGGAAGGAAAAGGAAGAAAAGGAGGAAAAGGAAAAGGAGAAGGGCGUGGCAAAGGGAGUUCUCGGGGACGUGGCCGUGGUUGA